AAACUCUAGUUGUGACGUCAUGUCGUGGAUGCUAUCAUGCCGUGACGAAGACAUCCUACAUAUUCGAUCAAAACAAAAUGCAACUUUGUAAUUGUUCUAAAGUCUAAUUAGAACCAUUUUCAAUUUUGAGCCGAAGAGAGAAGCCAAAAUGUUGGCAAUAGGAGCUGCCGCUACCGUCGGCGCGUUCGUUGCUUAUAGAGGAUUUUCGUAUUUCCGAAGGCGACAAGAACAUCUGAUCAAUUCUAUAGUAAACGAUAUUAUGAAUGAAAUGGGGAAGGCUGGAACCGUUUUAAUCCGUGAUCAAGUUGGUGUGAGAGAAAAAUUGAAGUCACUCAUUGCUGGGGGGGCCAAAAAUAUGCAGGGAAUAUUUGACUUUGAUGGAACAAUUACAAGAGGGGUGUACCAAGGAGAAAGGGCACAGACGAGCUUUGCUGUUGUUGGAACUUCUGAUUUAUUGCCAGACUAUGUCCUGCAAAAGGAGAAAGAAUUACGUGAAAAGUAUUAUCCUGUUGAGAGAUCUAAUGAAACGAAACCAGAAGAAAAAAGCAAGGCAAUGGAAAUAUGGUGGAAAGAGAUAUUUGAUGUUUUUAAAAAUGCUGGAUUGAAGAAACAAAUGAUUCCUGAAAUGGUUAAAAAUGGAACGUCUGUUUUAAGGGAAGGUGCAGUUUAUUUUCUGAAGAGGUUACAUGAUGAAAAAAUACCAGUUUUGUUUUUUUCUGCUGGCAUUGGAGAAGUUCUACACGAAGUGUUUCGACAACAAGCAGCUGAUUCCAAAAAUGGAAAUUUCUUCGACAAUGUGGCAAUUAUAUCGAAUGAGAUAAUAUGGGAUGACGAGGGAAAUAUGACGGGCGUCGAUGAAAUCAUUCACUCCUGUAAUAAAGGACUUUUUGCACAGUCUUUGCAUUUCAAAAAUUUAGUGAAGGGAAGACACAACGUUCUACUUAUGGGUGACAACGUUGGAGACGCAGAAAUCAUUGACAGCGUUGACGAUAUCGAAACAUGUUUAAAGAUAGGUUUUCUCAACGAUAAUGUAAAUGAGUUGAGAAACGACUUCGAGCGACAUUACGAUAUCGUGAUCGCUGAUACAGAAUCAAUGACGCUUGUUUUGGUGAUAUUGAUGAAGAUUUUAGAUGGAAAAUGAAUCAGGGAAACAGUGGCUGAUCCGGAGAAAGUCAAUAUAAAUCACAACAGCUCAAACUUGGAUAUAUUAACAUUUGAAACUGGCAAAAACAGGGAUAGAUUCACUGGCGUGCAAUAUAUUAUUACACAAAGCAAAUAAACAAAAGCAAUUGCAAGAGAUUUAACAAAAAAGGUCUGCAUAUCGAAUGGCAACAACCACUACAAACCGCUAAAAUUUGAUCCGAACUAAAGCAGUCAAAAUCUAUCCUUGACGUCACAUAAAGCAUUUUCUAUUGAGAAAAAUUUAGUCUUCUUGAAUUCAUAUCUGGUACUAUUGCAAUCAAAGCAUUUCGAAUAGAAAAUUGAGCUGUUAGUGUUUAUUCUGACGAAUGCUGGAUCAGCCCCUUUAAAAAUAUGUGUUACAUUUUCUGUCAUAUUGAAAUACUUUGCCAUAUAUUUUUUCCAGUUGAAAUUAAAGUUUGAUGUGUGUUCAUUAA
Molecule: messenger RNA, 1616 nt
Organism: Xenia sp. Carnegie-2017
Lineage: Eukaryota; Metazoa; Cnidaria; Anthozoa; Malacalcyonacea; Xeniidae
Product: 7-methylguanosine phosphate-specific 5'-nucleotidase A-like
Exons: 11
Coding region: 149-1141 (330 amino acids)
Cellular component (GO): cytoplasm
Molecular function (GO): 5'-nucleotidase activity; magnesium ion binding
Source: RefSeq, a predicted model, not a curated record